Messenger RNA from Magnusiomyces paraingens, 2859 nucleotides. RefSeq lists its product as uncharacterized. The coding region runs from base 1 to 2859 and encodes 952 amino acids. Lineage: Eukaryota; Fungi; Ascomycota; Dipodascomycetes; Dipodascales; Dipodascaceae. The record is from RefSeq and is a predicted model, not a curated record. The transcript is spliced from 2 exons.
AUGAAUGACUUUUAUCCCAAUAACAAUCAAUAUUGCCAGACCCGUCGUGGGCCGUGGUCUGCCGUUGAGGACUCUGACCUCCUUCGCUUAAUUGAAGAACAUGGCCCCAACAACUGGGUCCGACUCUCACAGCUCCUCGGAACACGCACCGCAAAACAAUGUCGUGAACGCUAUCACCAAAAUCUCAAGCCUUCUCUUAACCAUACCCCAAUCACCGAUGAAGAAGGUGCCAUGAUUGAACAACUCGUAGCUAUCCAUGGUAAAAAAUGGGCUGAAAUCUCGCGCCGCUUAAAUGGCCGCUCCGAUAAUGCUGUCAAAAAUUGGUGGAAUGGUGGUGCUAGCCGCCGCAGAAGGGCCUCUUUAGCAAAUAGACCUCCAGGACUUCCAACUGCUGGCCCAAACAUUCAACAGCCCUUAUCGGGUCCUCAACAACAACAACAACAGCAACAACAGCAACAACAGCAACAACAGCAGCAACAACAACCUCACAAUUCUUCUUAUGGUAUAAACCAUUCUAUAAAUGGCCAUAUCCAGCAUGAUUUGGGCCCAUCUCAAUAUUAUUCUUCUCAUCAACAAUCUUCAUCAACUUCUUCGCCUUCACAACAACCUUCUUACAAUGGCUCUAUCCAAUCUCAAUACCCUCUACCUUCUCAACAGCAUGCCUCCCCAUCAUCAACUCCUCCUUCUCAAUACCCUUCAUCUUAUCAACAAUCUUACGACUACCCGAACCAUCAAAAUCCCUCGUCCCAACAAUUAUCACAGCCUCCUGCAUCAUCAUCCCUUUUCAACUCUAACUAUUCAAUGUCAGGCCAACCACCACCACCAUCACAACACCAAAACCAACAAAACUAUGAACAAAGCCACCAAUCUUCAAUGGCUCAAGACUCCCACCACCAAUACCCCCAAGGAUCAUCCUCCCAUCUUGGCUCUGCUCCAAGAAUUUCUCAUCAUAGAGUAUCGAUGCCAAAUAUCCACUCUGCUUAUCAGCAACAACAACAACAACAGCAACAACAUGCUCCUCAUACCCCUUCUCCAUUUUCUACAAACCAGGGCCUCUCAAAACCUCCAUAUGCUCAAAACGAUCCUACUGCAUCUCCAAGCAGAGGAAUUCCUUCCUCCGGUAUUAUCUUCAACUCUGCUUACACUUCCGACUCUUCUGGAUUUAGAAAAUCUUCAUCUGUUGCUAUGCCUUCUAGUAAUAUCGAUCCUCACCAGUCUUCUCCUCAUGGAGCCGCUGCUGCUGCAGCAGCAGCUGCCGCCGCCGCCGCCGCUGCCGCCACCACUGGAGCUAAUGGCUCAGUUUCUGGCCCUACUUCCACAGGAGAUCUUUCUGCUCCAUCUUGGGCCUCUCAAAACAAUAUCAACUCUUCAGGUCCACCUCCUCCUCCCUCCUUCUAUCCUAUUGUUUCGUCAGGCCCCUCACCGCCUAAUGGAGGACCACGGUUCCCUCCCCAGCACACCCGCUCGGCUUCUGUUUACCAACAUCCAUCUUCUGUUCGUAAGCGAGCCAUGGGGUUGGCUACUUCUUCUCCUGCAGAUGAACUUUACUCAAAUACACCUUAUACUCGCCGUUUCUCGGCAACUGCUCUUUCUUCUGCAAACUAUAAUCCCUCUUCUCGCACAUCUUCUAUCGAUAGUAGCAUGGCAAACUCAUCUGAUAAUGAAGACCCACUCUCAGGCUCUAUUCAUUCUCUUUCAAAAUACUCUCUCACUGGCAACUCAUCUUCACGCAGAAAUUCUCAUGUCGUUCCAUUACCACCCCCAGAGGUUUCAGUCCCUCCUGGCCCAAUAACUGCCCCAUCAUCUGCUGGCUCCUCUGGAUCUACCUCUUCAACCAAUUCUUCUCUUUCUUCAAACUCCACAGCCUCUUCUUCGAUAUCUACCACUCCUACACACACAAUGAAACCUUUAAGCACCUUCUUACCCCCUGUCUCGUCUCUUUCAUCUAAUGGGAAACUCCCAGUCUCUCCUCCUCUAGGUUCUUCUUCUACUUCUUCUUCUUCAACCUCCAACUCUUCAUCUUCAUCUUCCGCAUACUCUAAAUCUCCUCCACCUCCAACCUUUUUGACCCAACCUGCUUCUUCGGCCAUUUCCAGCAUUUAUCCCAAUGGUUCGAUGGCUUCCACAACUCCAGGGUCUCCACUAGGACCAAACUCUAACAAGGGCAUUUUUUCAUCUUCAUCUUCCUCUUCUUCUACAUCCUUCAAACUUGCUUCUCCUUUCCAACACCGCCACAGUAUUUCCGGGUACCUUCCGAACCAGAUGACACCCAAUGGCGUGGGUCUGGGUCUUAUGGAGUCUAAAGAAAAUGGCCAACAGGCAAAUUUGAGACUCGCAGACAUGACUGGAAAUAGUAGCAAUUCAACUCUUUUAGAAUCUUCUAUUUCUUCAGAAGACCCUGCUACGAAAAAUACCCCCACUCAAUCAUAUUUCCCCUCUUCAUCUCCGGUUGAUAAUGCUUCAGGCAGCACCACUAAUGGUGGAAAUAACAACAACGGUUCUGAACCUAAGCUUAGAUUUAACGAGGGUAACUACUUUGAUUCUUCUCGGAAAAAAUCACUGGCAGGAUCGAGCUCAGUGCCUCCUUCCGCUGCUUCUGCUUCUGCUUCUGCUUCUGUUGCUGCUCCUCCUUCUCGCUACGACGAAGAUACUGAAAUGACUGAAUCUCAUUCUCGUGCCGAUUUCGAGGAUCCUCGAGCAAUGAAUGGCAUGGAUGUAGUUGCUGCGGCCGCUGCUGCAAGCGAAAAGCUGCCCAUAAUUCCGACUACCACUACCACCAAUAGUACCUCUACCGGUGCCCCUGCCACAAUUGAGGAAGCUGAAGAUAAGAAGCUUAAAAUAGCAAGUUUACUUUCUUAA